CCUUCAGAACUCUUGCGUAGUGCCUUUUAGUCUGUCCAGAAAUAUGUCAAGAUCUUUCGAGAGGAAAACAUACUGAAUUUCCGCCCAUGAAUUAGAUUUAUAGAGCUCAAAACACACAGUUAACUUGAACUGUGACUCUUUGUUCCUGCAAAGGGACUGAGAUUUAAGGAAAGCCUGCCAACUCCCCUGUGGGCGACGAAUACUUUCAGAUUCUGGCAUUUCUGAAACUCAACACUGAUUGGUCAGGGAACCUCUGAUGUAGGGGUUCAGCCCAUUCAGUCCUGGCUGAGGGAAGUGUUUGUGGAUUUUUAGGACCGUAAGCUCACUCAAAUGUUCACAUUCACAUUCGCACCAACAAACAACGGCCCCUUGGAUUUGCUCUGUAAGGUCAGCAUGAGUUAUCCGCUGCUGAUUCUGUUCUGUGUGGGACUGCUGCACCAAAAUGCAAGGGCCGUCCUCAUGGAUAAACUAGCAGACAGCAAGCUUUGUGGAGAUGCCGAGUGCUCAUAUACUCUCUCCAUGGCCACGGUGUUGGACGACUUCAUGGCUCCUGACUGCAGAUUCAUCAACCUUAAGAAGGGCCAGAUGGUUUACGUGUAUUCUAAACUCAUACCAGAGGAGGGCACCGGAGUCUUCUGGUCUGGAAGUGUGUACAGUGAGCGAUAUGUGGACCAGAUGGGCAUCAUUGGGUACUUCCCCGCUACUGUGGUGAAGGAGACACACAAGUUUGCAACAGACACGGUUAAGAUGCAAACAACUGACAUUGACUUCUUCUGUGAGUAAUGGACGGCAGACCGAAACAUCGUUCCCCUUCCGGCUUUCUCAUUGCAACUGUGGCUUCUAUAUGACAUCAAACAGUUGUUCUGCUGUGCUUGUGUGUCGGAUUUUGUGCCAUUACGUCUUGUUGCAUUAUCCUCAGCUGGAUUCUCUCAGCCCUCCACGGCUCUGACACCUCUGCUGUUCAGUCAGUGAUAGCUAUCUGCAUUUCUUCAUAUUUUCCUCAAUAAACCAUGUCAAUCCAAAA
Mugil cephalus (flathead mullet) is the source of this 1024-nucleotide messenger RNA. RefSeq names its product otoraplin-like. Bases 331 to 783 code for a protein of 150 amino acids. Gene Ontology annotation, biological process: cartilage condensation. The transcript is spliced from 4 exons. NCBI's taxonomy places the organism in Eukaryota, Metazoa, Chordata, Actinopteri, Mugiliformes, Mugilidae. Gene Ontology annotation, molecular function: protein binding. The record is from RefSeq and is a predicted model, not a curated record.